This is a messenger RNA of Pimephales promelas (fathead minnow), 1751 nucleotides long. Lineage: Eukaryota; Metazoa; Chordata; Actinopteri; Cypriniformes; Leuciscidae. The record is from RefSeq and is a predicted model, not a curated record.
UACAAGUGUGAGAUUUAUUUAGUGAUAACAGAUGGAACACCAUUCAUCCAAUGGUUAAAUCAGCACAGUUAACCACGCAUAGCCACAUUGCUUAUGGUCAGGACAUUAGCCAUAAGGGUUUCGAAAUUCAGCUGCAGGCUUCACUGGAGGCUUCACCGGAGGCUUCGAGGGUUCGGAUGCAGGCUUCACCGGAGGCUUCGGGGGUUCGGAUGCAGGCUUCACCGGAGGCUUGGGGGGUUCGGGUGCAGGCUUCACCGGAGGCUUCGGUGGUUCGGAUGCGGGCUUCACAGGAGGCUUCAGUGGUUCGGAUGCAGGCUUCACCGGAGGCUUCGGGGGUUCGCCUGCAGGGAACUCUUCAGAAGGCUCCAGCAGUCCAGUGGAAGUCUCCAGAUCAGGCAUUUCAGCGGAAGGAUCCGGCUCUUCAAAGGAAGGCUUUGUCUCAUGCUCCGGCAGUUCAGCAGAAGGCUCCGGUUCAAGCAGUUCGUUGGAAGGCUCCGGGGUUUCGGCUCCAGGCUUCACCGGAGGCCUCGGGGGUUCGGCUCCAGGCUUCACCGGAGGCCUCGGGGGUUCGGCUCCAGGCUUCACCGGAGGCCUCGGGGUUCGGCUCCAGGCUUCACCGGAGACCUCGGGGGUUCGGCUCCAGGCUUCACCGGAGGCCUCGGGGGUUCGGCUCCAGGCUUCACCGGAGGCCUCGGGGGUUCGGCUCCAGGCUUCACCGGAGGCCUCGGGGGUUCGGCUCCAGGCUUCACCGGAGGCCUCGGGGUUCGGCUCCAGGCUUCACCGGAGGCCUCGGGGGUUCGGCUCCAGGCUUCACCGGAGGCUUCGGGGGUUUGCCUGCGGGGAACUCUUCAGAAGGCUCCAGCAGUUCAGUGGAAGGCUCCGGCAGUUCAGUGGAAGGCUCCGGUUCAGGCAGUUCGGUGGAAGGCUCCGGGGGUUCGGCUCCAGGCUUCACCGGAGGCCUCGGAGGUUCAGCUCCAGGCUUCACCGGAGGCCUCGGGGGUUCGGCUCCAGGCUUCACCGGAGGCCUCGGAGGUUCGGCUCCAGGCUUCACCGGAGGCCUCGCGGGUUCGGCUCCAGGCUUCACCGGAGGCCUCGCGGGUUCGGCUCCAGGCUUCACCGGAGGUUCGGCUCCAGGCUUCACCGGAGGCCUCGGAGGUUCGGCUCCAGGCUUCACCGGAGGCCUCGCAGGUUCGGCUCCAGGCUUCCCCGGAGGCCUCGCGGGUUCGGCUCCAGGCUUCACCGGAGGCCUCGGGGGUUCGGCUCCAGGCUUCACCGGAGGCCUCGGGGGUUCGGCUCCAUGCUUCACCGGAGGCCUCGGGGGUUCGGCUCCAGGCUUCACCGGAGGCCUCGGGGGUUCGGCUCCAGGCUUCACCGGAGGCCUCGGGGGUUCGGCUCCAGGCUUCACCGGAGGCCUCGGGGUUCGGCUCCAGGCUUCACCGGAGGCCUCGGGGGUUCGGCGCCAGGCUUCACCGGAGGCCUCGGGGGUUCGGCGCCAGGCUUCACCGGAGGCCUCGGGGGUUCGGCUCCAGGCUUCACCGGAGGCCUCGGAGGUUCGGCUCCAGGCUUCACCGGAGGCCUCGCGGGUUCGGCUCCAGGCUUCACCGGAGGCCUCGCGGGUUCGGCUCCAGGCUUCACCGGAGGCCUCGCGGGUUCGGCUCCAGGCUUCACCGGAGGCUUGGGGGGUUCAGAUGCAGGCUUCACCGGAGGCCCCAGGGGGUUGGCUCCAGGCUUCACUGGAUGGAUACAGAUAG